Molecule: messenger RNA, 2672 nt
Organism: Nothoprocta perdicaria
Lineage: Eukaryota; Metazoa; Chordata; Aves; Tinamiformes; Tinamidae
Gene: CPT2
Product: carnitine palmitoyltransferase 2
Exons: 5
Coding region: 1-1950 (649 amino acids)
Biological process (GO): fatty acid beta-oxidation
Cellular component (GO): mitochondrion
Molecular function (GO): carnitine O-palmitoyltransferase activity
Source: RefSeq, a predicted model, not a curated record
AUGGCGGCCCGGCAGCUGCUCCUGAGGCGAGUGGUGGCCACGGCGCCGCGGGGCCGGCGGGGCUAUGGCAGCGGCGAGUACCUGCACCGCAGCAUCGUGCCCACCAUGCACUACCAGAAGAGCCUGCCCAGACUACCUGUUCCCAAACUAGAAGAUACAAUAAGGAGAUACCUGAAUGCACAGAAGCCUCUUUUAAAUGAUGACCAGUUCAGGAAAACAGAAGAUCUUGCUCAUCAGUUUGAAAAAGGAAUUGGAAGACAGCUGCAUGAGCAACUAGUUGCUCAAGACAAUCAGAACAAGCAUACUAGUUACAUUACAGGUCCCUGGUUUGAUAUGUACUUGAAAGCACGUGAACCUGUUGUUCUGAAUUUUAAUGCAUUUAUGUCUUUUUAUCCUGAUCCAAAAUCUGAAUACAAUGAUCAGCUCAUACGAGCUACGAACAUGACUGUUUCUGCCAUACGUUUUAUGAAGACCUUAAGGGCUGGUUAUCUUGAACCAGAGGUUUUUCACCUCAAUCCCCAAAAAAGUGACACAAAGCUCUUCAAAAAUUUCAUUCGAUUUGUGCCGCCUUCUCUUUCUUGGUUUGGUGCCUACAUGGUCAAUGCAUAUCCCCUAGAUAUGUCUCAGUACUUCCGGCUUUUCAAUUCAACGCGCUUGCCUAAACUCAACAGAGAUGAACUUUAUACAGAUGAAAAGGCAAAGCACUUACUGGURCUGAGAAAUGGGAAUUUUUAUGUAUUUGAUGUUAUUGAUAAAGAUGGAAAUAUGGUGAAACCUUCGGAAAUACAAGCGCACUUGAAAUACAUCCUCAAUGACAACAGUCCAGCGCCAGCCUUCCCUCUUGGGUAUCUCUCCAGUGAAAACAGAGAUACAUGGGCAUUGCUGAGAAAGAAUCUAUUGGACAAUGGCAAUGAAGAAGCUCUUCAAAAAGUAGACUCUGCCCUCUUUUGUUUAAGUUUAGAUGACUUUUCUGUCAAAGACCUUAUGCACUUGUCCCACACUAUGUUGCAUGGAAAUGGUGCUAACCGUUGGUAUGACAAAUCCUUUAAUCUUAUCAUAACUAAAGAUGGCACAACAGGAGUUAAUUUUGAACAUUCUUGGGGAGAUGGGGUGGCAGUGCUCAGAUUCCAGAAUGAGAUUUUUAAAGAUAGCACUGGAGAACCAGCUGUCAGCCCCCAGUCCCAGCCUGCUUCAAUUGACUCUUCUAGAGCAGUACAGAGACUUGACUUCAAGCUGAAUGAUGCUUUAAAAGCGGGAAUUACCAAAGCCAAACAAAAUUUUGAUUCUACUGUAGAAACACUUGCCGUUGAUAUGAUUCAGUUCCAAAAAGGGGGCAAGAACCUGCUAAAGCAGAAGAAGGUAAGUCCGGAUGCUGUGGCACAGCUUGCCUUCCAGAUGGCUUUCCUUCGACAGUACAAUCAGACUGUUGCUACGUACGAAUCUUGCAGCACUGCAGCUUUCAAACAUGGUCGUACAGAAACUAUACGUCCUGCCUCCAUCCACACAAAGAAAUGUUCAGAKGCUUUUGUCAAAGAACCAUCCAAACAUAGUACAGAGGAGCUUCAGAAGAUGAUUGUGGAGUGUUCAGAAUACCAUGGCCGUUUGACAAAAGAAGCUGCUAUGGGUCAGGGAUUUGACCGCCAUCUCUUUGGCUUGCGCUGCUUAGCCUUAUCCAAAGGUACUGCAUUACCUGAUUUUUACCAAGACCAAGCCUAUGCUCGGCUUAAUCACAACAUCUUGUCUACAAGCACGUUGAGUAGCCCAGCUGUGCAAUUAGGAGGGUUCGGCCCAGUGGUGCCUGAUGGUUUUGGAAUAGCAUAUCAAGUACAUGACGACUGGAUAGGUUGCAGUAUUUCCUCUUACCCAACUAGGAAUGUUAAAGAAUUCCUUCAGUGUCUAAACAAGUCACUGGAAGAUAUCUUUAAUGUUUUAAAGAGAAAAAAAGAUUAGCAGUUAGAGUAAAAAUUUUGGAGCACUUCACAGUUGCCUAAUGAAAUGCUGGCUGUGUUUAAAUGCCAGAACAUUGUAAUCAGGGUUCACUGUGGCUUAAACUUCCCAUCUUAAUUCAUUUAUCUACAUUGAAUUUGGAUAUUGUGUGGAUUCAUUUUGAGAAUUUAUCAGUUUUGAAGAAAUCAAGUACCUUUGAUAUAUAUUUCAGGAAAUUCAAACAAUGGCAAAAUUAAGAAACAGACAUAUCAUGUGCUCUUAAAAUACAUUACUUAAAAUAUAAAGCAAUAAUUAUGAUAUUUAAGAACUUGAACAGCUAUGCUUCAUGAGUUUCAGGAAGACAACAGCACUGUAAAACCACUUAUGAACUGUUUGGUUUUAGAAUAACAUAUGCAACUGUUAAAAUGUGAAAGAGGAAUGGUAACAUUUGCACUUUUGCAGUAAGCUUGCUUACUAACUUGUCACACUUACUUUUUUCUCUAAACUUGAAUCAAUGUCAGACUCAUUGUGCCUCAACUGCUUGAAGCCUUUUCAAAGAAGCUGUUUUGAGAAACAAUAAUUGAAGUGGGAGGCUUUAAGUAACUUGCAACAACCAAUUAUGUUGUCAGAAUAUCUGGAAAGAUUAUUGUUAUAAUAAAGCUAUCUAUUAAUAACCACAAAGUUAUUUUAUUACCAUAUUGAAGUAGGCAGUAUGGGGGUAAUCUCUUGUAUCAAUAGGUUGUUUC